AUGCACAACAAAGAUAAUUUAUUUGUUAAUCUUUCUCAUAUUGUAUUAAAUAGAAUUAUAAGAGAGUUUGAUGAUGAUUUAGAUAUCAUUUGUUUUAGUUUAGUUUGUAAGAGAUGGUUUGACAAUCGUCAUAAAUAUCUAUCAUUCAACUGUAAAACGAAUGAAUUAGAACAAGAGUGUAAACUCAAUGCAUUUACAAUGAAUUCAUACAGAAAUAUAUUUAUAAAAUCUAUCGAUCAGAAGAUAUAUAAAGAUACAUUAUUUAUCACACAAGAUAUAAUUGAUGAUACACAUCAAAAUAAUGAAAGUUUCAAAGAUUUUGAUAUUCCUAAAUCAUUCGUCAAGCUAGAAUGUUUAGCUUGGUUUGAUUUAAAUGAAUUCUCUGUCGACAAACUUAGUAAAUCGAAUGUAAAAUCAAUUAGAUUCUUUCCCGAUCGACAAGAUGAAUUCAGAAAUGACAUUUGUUUACCGUCUAAUAUAGAGAGUCUCUAUUUUCCUUUCUCAAUUAAUUUAUCAAUAUUGCCAUUGGAUUUGAAAAAGUUGGAAAUCAUUAUCGAGUUGGAAUCAAAGAUUGAUUUUUCACUUUUACCUCGAUCUCUAAAAGUUCUAAAGAUAACAGGAGGUACCUUUAAGAAAGGACAACUCCCUCCAAAUCUAGUAAAGUUUUCACAUCGUCUAAGUACUUACGAGGAGAAGGAUAUGGUUCUUUUUCCAUCAACUUUAAAGCAAUUGAGAAUAUCAACCAAUUGUCUUGAGAAUAUCAACCUUUUUCAAUCGCUUCGCACCCUCAAUCUAAAGAUCCCUCGUAGAUCAACCUUAGAAUUUGGUAUGUUUCCCGAGAAUCUAACACAUUUGAAAAUCAACAAUGUAUAUGUUCAUUUGCAAAUUAAAAGAGAGAUGAUUCCACCAAACAUCAAAAGAAAAUAUAUUUUCGUCAUUGGAACACUUGGAAACAUUAGAUCUCUCAAAAUUAAAUUAUAUAUCAUCAGACGAUUCGCCAUUUCCUUUUUAUGGUGUGCUUCCAUCGAGUUUGACAAGACUUUACCUUCCAUUCAAUUUCAAUACGAAACUAGAUAG
Heterostelium album PN500 is the source of this 1077-nucleotide messenger RNA. RefSeq lists its product as uncharacterized. NCBI's taxonomy places the organism in Eukaryota, Evosea, Eumycetozoa, Acytosteliales, Acytosteliaceae. Bases 1 to 1077 code for a protein of 358 amino acids. The record is from RefSeq and is a predicted model, not a curated record. The transcript is spliced from 3 exons.